AUGCCUGGUGUCCCAGCACCAUUUCCUACCGAGAUAUGGCUGCGUAUAUUCGGCUAUCUUAUUCGCAGUGGCCUCCUUCCCAACGAGGAGGCCUCGUUUUCCGAACAGUUGCGGAUUUUCUCGCAGGCAGACGCAGCGCGUCGCUUAUCAAUAUUGAACAAUGUCCUCAGUUUGAAGAUCUCUCUUGUAUGCCGCCACUUUUAUCAAAUUGUCAGCCAUGAUUCGGAGAAUCUGGUCCUCGAGGACGACCACGGUUCCUUUUGGAAAAGGAGUAAUCAUACACUCUUGCAGACAAAGUGGUUAUGCCUCGGUCCCAGGUUCCCAAAAUCUCACAAGGAGCUCUUGUGGCCAUCGCUCGAAGUUCUGAGAACAGACGCCGUUCAGAACUCAGUGGAGAUUGAUCCACUUCUAAACCAGGCUCCACGUCUCAAAGCCUUAUCUUUUAUGAUUCACUUAAAUGUCCACAAUCACCCCUUCUCUCAUCCAAUUUUCCAUCAGCUCACCCAUCUUGCCCUCGCUCUUGUCAUUCACCGUCCGUUAGGGCCGGUAGAAUUUCCCUCUAUUCAAUUUCUUCAAAUCGACUUUGAGAGCUCCAUCAGCCUCGCUGACAAUGAAGAAACCCUCCCGUGGCGAUUACCAUCUCUCCGGUCCCUUGUCCUCCAAGGAAGACUCCGAGAGCCCUCAUACCAAGGUCUCUUUCCGUUCUUUCAGCGACACAGUUCAACACUUGCGUGCCUUCUCAGCACUCUUGGAGUCAGUCGCGAAGGACGGCGGGUUCACCCCGCAUUGUUGCGACAUUUCCCUCAUCUCGAGAUAUACGGUGUCAAUACAUAUGCCCUCAUACUCGGACAGCUAGCAACGCCGGUAUCCGAGCACGUGGACACCGACGUGGACACCGACGUGGAUCCUCGACCCAUUACAGUUCUCACUACGGGAAUGAGUUUGGCCGAGGUUCACUCGCUUCCAAGGAUCUUUGCAGAGCAACUUCGACUCUGCGUGGCUACUCAGGGCACCCGCUACGUCGAUCGGCUUAUGCUAUCAGAUUCCUGGAGCGAGCUCAGAGAGGCUAUUGGAGGAGUUAAAGAUACCGCAGCCGCAAUAUCAAGAAAUAUGGAGAGAUUUAGGUAUUUGAACUCGAUCGAUAUCCGCGUUUUCGAUCGUCUCGGUGAAGAGCUUGGCAAAGAAAUGUUGGCUAACGAUCAUUUUCUCGAUUUGGAUGGAGCAUAUCACCUUGAGGAGCCUGCGGAGGACAUAAUAGCAUGGGGUUCCGAUGAUGAAUUAAAGGAAUCUAUGGUAAGUCGCGAUUUAAGCACAGAAACAUUGGGUUAUGAUGGGAAUAUGACACAGGCAAAGCCAGCUCGCAAGUCAAACACAUUCAAGCGACUGAAGGAAUUGCUCGGAGGCAUGUAA
This is a messenger RNA of Serendipita indica DSM 11827, 1410 nucleotides long. The record is from the annotation of a GenBank genome assembly. NCBI's taxonomy places the organism in Eukaryota, Fungi, Basidiomycota, Agaricomycetes, Sebacinales, Serendipitaceae.